Paramuricea clavata is the source of this 8467-nucleotide messenger RNA. The record is from the annotation of a GenBank genome assembly. NCBI's taxonomy places the organism in Eukaryota, Metazoa, Cnidaria, Anthozoa, Malacalcyonacea, Plexauridae.
AUCCCAUCGUUAAACCGAAGAAAACCUUCAGGAGAAGAACAACUUGGAACUGACAUCUUGCUUUUGUUGGAAGUAAGUUUGAUGGCUAUAUAGUUAUUCAGUAUAAGCGCUAUUUUUGCCGUGUUGUCAUUUUAGAUUUCAAGGUUUUAAAUGUAGGUACAGACCGUACAGUACAUAUAGGCAUACAACGCCUAAACCAGCCGAAUUAGCGGUUUACUGAGCAUUCAGGGCUUCGCAACAGGAUAUCCCAUAUGCCUAUACGGAAAGGGCGUUCAAUUAAUUAAGGCGUUGUUAUACAGAGCUAAACAGCGUACGGCUGCAAUACUAAAAUUCGACAGCGUUUACUACCGAAUAAUAGUCGGCAUGAUCUGAUGUUUGUUUUCAUUCCUAGGUUCUGUACAAACAUGCAGUGCUCAGCUGAUGCCUGUUCUUAACUUUAAGUCAUUAAAUUUCAUUGAAAAAGAACUAUAGAUUUUUGCUGUCUCAGCGUAUCCAAUACACAUAUGAAAUAUUCUGUUCAGUGCAUCCCACCCUGACCGCCGUAGCUUAUUUGAUGGUCGUUUAGAUGCAUGCAUGAGUGGGGUAUAGUUAGAAAAAAUAUGGAAACCCGACCGAAUAUAUAGCACGCUGAUAUUUUGAUGUUAUAUAUAGUCCUUAUACUUAAACACAAAAAAAUUAUUAACUGUGCUAUAACAUAUUAUUCUGUUUGUAGGAACACGCCCUAGUUAAUUUGAGAUCGACGGAAAACCACCUCGAAGCGAUUUAAGAAUGUUCAGGUUGUCAGCAAGUUUCGUCGCGCUUUUGUUCGUAACCGGUAAGUAUCCUGAUAGAUUGUGUAGGAUUUAUCUAUAUAUACAUUCUCAGGAGAACAGGUUAAACUAUGGUGGUACGCGGUAUAUGUAUGGCAUAUGUUUAUGCAUUCCUCAUAAUUUUCAGUUCGUUAAUUAAGACGGCUUCAUAAUUCAUAUUUUUACCUAUACCAAGGUUUCAAUUUAACAUGAAAUUGUAUAAAUCUUAACCAUGCAUAAUUAUAAGUUAACGAGUACGUGAAAACUACCUGUUCUCGACAAACGUUGCAAGAUAUCACGAUUUCUGUGGUGAAUACGCGAAAACACUUGAGUUGAAACUUGCUAAAUACUGCAUGGUUAUUCAGUUGACAAUAUUGAUUUUGGCGUUAUUAGGAACAUUACAUUAAGCAAGCAGGACGGCAACGCGAGGACGAUGCUUUUUCACACAAUGAUAUUCCUGAAACAGGAACAAUUUUACCUAGUCGAAAAGCCUUUAACCAGAAAAAUAAAAAUUUUGAAUUUAGUCAUAACCUCAAGUGAUAUAUUAUACGCACUAGUUUUGAGCGCGUGUUACGUAAGAUACAAAAAAAUCUCCUCUUAAGGUGGCUCGCUACAGUUUAUAGAAAUGUUGAAAAUGCGUAAACUAGAUCACCUUUUUGAAGAGAUGAUGCUCUUUACAAAUCGAAAUUUCUAUAUUAUAUAUACAGCGACAAUCAAACAGUCAAAAAUUGCUCAGAAAAUUGACGUCACCACUGUUGCUAUGGCAACAAUGACCUGUAUACAGUGUGUAAAAAGUAUAGCCUUUCAAAUUCAGAUUAACGAUAAUUAUAAGUGAUUUGAUUGUUCUCGACUGCUUUGAGUUAAUGAUAUACUCGACGAAAACAUGUCUUAUGUACAAAAGAGAUCAAUUAUACAUGGUGUCCCAAAAAAACAACUAUUGAAAUCACCAUAACAAUGUAAUUGUUAGAAUUUGAUUGCCUUGGCAUUAUUUUGGUUGACAUAAGUGAAUUUUAUGCAUAAAGAAACUAUUUAAAUUAAGAAGCUGCUUCAAAUUUCCAAGAGCAGAAAAUCGCGCACUUUACAAGGAGAUGUUCUUAACUAAAUUUUAAUACAUGCACCUUGAGGCUUGACAUGUCAAUAUUUUACGCAUCAUUACGUUCAGCUUUUUGAAUUUUGGCAGGGCAUUCAAAUUUUAACAAAAAGUGAUUUCAAUAGUUUUCGUUUUUUGGGGGACACCCUGUAUACAACUUCAUUUUAAUGGUGCUUGUACUGUACAGGGUAUUUCAUCGAGUUGUUCGUACAUGUCCCAUAAGUAGAAAGUCUUUUGUUUUACGGGUCACUAAUUUGUUCGUAGCAAUUAUAGCUUGUCAGAUGAAUUCAAUAGAAUAUGGCGUUAUGCGUUAUUUAAAUUUGAAAGGCUAUAUUUUUUAUACACACUGAGUGUAGACAAUCAAAUGAAAGUUUUUAUCUUUGCCUAGCCAUUUUAAAUAAGGCUUAUUUAGAAUGGCCUUGCUGCUAUUCUGAAUAACGCUUUUAUCUUUAAACAAAUCAUCUGCAUGCAUGCAUCUGUGUAUACCGGUAUAGUAAAAUGUCAAAAUAUUUAAUGGCCGAAUUAAUAUUACCGCACUGUAUAUACUUUCUAGCUAAAACUCUAGCAGAGGACGUUUGUGAAAACAAUGGCACACCAUUAACUGGAACUCAUCAGAAAUGUGAAUGCCCAACUGGAUUUAAAGGAUUUGACUGUAGUGAGAAAGGUGACUUUGAAUAAUAUCAAUUUUUUGAUGAUUAGAGUUUAAUAAAACAUUUUUAAAAGUCAUUAUGCAUGCACUCGCAAGUUGCACUAACAAUCCAAUAGCACCAUGCAAAACCCAAAUACCACCAUACAACGCAAAGAAACAAGUAUUAAUAACUGUUAUUUUAUUAAUACAUCUAGUUACUGUGUGCGAAGGAAAUCCUUGCAGAAAUUCUGCAGUGUGUGUGGACAAUGAUGAUGGUACAUUCACGUGCAAAUGUCAACCGAACUACGAAGGAAUUCUGUGCGAGAAGAAAGGUAAAGUUAAAAUUGACAAUAUGUCUUUAAUCUAUAAUUCCGCAAAACGCUGCUUCAUUCCUAGAUUAUGCACAGGGAUAUAUGUGUUUCAGCUUCCACCUGUUUUUGAGAAUUCGUAAUUUGUUUUUAAUGUCAGUGUUGUCCUUCUAUACCAGUUUCAUCUCUAUCAACAGACCGUAUACUUUGUACUCGAAAACUUGGUUGCAUGCAUGCUCUGAAUUUUCAACACUGAUAUAUGAAGAUUAAUAUAUUUCCAAAUUCCAAUAUUAUUAAUAAAAAUUAAUAUAAUAUAACUCCAAAUUCCAUGCAGCAUCAAAGUCUUAAAGAAGAUUAAUAUAAUUCCGAGUAUUUUUGCCAUAUUAAUAUCUCAAUAUCUUUGCAAAAUUAAUAUAUAAUUUGGACUUUUAAGGUGGCUCGAUACAGUUUUCAAAAACUUCAGGUUGUAUAACAGUUAAUUUAAUUAACAGUUUGAAACGUCGCGUAUUUCAGUUUAGGUUUUAUCCAGCAGAUAUAUCGGCAUGUUCGUCUAUUUUAUUGUUUCUUUCAAUUAUGUCCGUUUUGGUAACACAUUUGUUGCAAUGGCAACAAACGCGUACGAAAAUCACUCUAACAUAUAUAGCCAAUUGCUUUGUGUUUAUUACGAAAAUCACUCGCCAUAUUGGACAAGAAACAUGGGUGAAGAACAUCGACUAUAACAAUUAUAAUGAGCAAAAUACAAAAAAUCUGUAGUACAAUAUUUUUUAAACGCAAAAAUGUCGUUUUCUAAUUUGCUAUUUGGCAUUACUGCAGAAAUUUUUUACUUUGGGCAAUGAGAUAUAGCGAAUUGUCUUUAAUCUUUUAAAAAUUCGCAUUUCCACUUACGUCAGCAAUUGACGUGCAACGUGUUAUAAACAUAGAUAUCUUGUAUACACUAGAUAGUGCAUCUAAUAUUCUGCAAUUCAAAAAUUGAAGCCGUGAUUGCAGACUCGGGAUAUUCUCAUGAAAUGAGAAGACUCGUAUGUUUUCUAUUUCUUAAACAGGGAACUUAAAUAUUAAAGUAAACCUAUUCCAAAUACAUUUUUAAACUAUUCGAACGAUUAAAGUUAUUGUUGUUUUUUAAGCGUUAGCAAGUGGGAAACUCCAACAUGGCCACCAUCUAUUCAAAUGGGGGUAUAACCGCUGGAAUAUUCUUGGCUUCAAUUUUACUAAAAGAGAUGCGCAAUCUUGUGUAUAUAAGAUAUCUGGGGUUAUAAAACAUGUAAAAUGGCGCGAGAUAGAGUUAGCAACUGUCCUAUAUUAUGAAAGUCCUUUCGUUGAUAUUCCCGUGGCACGAAUGAUCACGCGGGUUUGUUCUUAUAUAUCGUAACGUUUUGUUUUAAACAUUCUUGUAUUAUUUUGGCCAUUCUUGUCUAAGGGAUUUCGUGUGUAUUAAUGUAUCGAGCCACCUUAAGAUGUACUGUCCCGUCUUCUAAUCCAUAUUCGGUGAACGGGUUUUAGGUUUAAGCAUUUGCAAAGCAUAUAAAUGAAUAAUUUUGGAUUAAUCUUGUAUAGUAAAAUAUUUUCUGAUAAUCGCGUUGUGUUUUUCAGUUCGUCCAUGUGACAUGCAGCCAUGUAAAAAUAAUGGCAAUUGUUCAGAUGACGGUGCAAAAUGUUUCAAAUGUGAAUGUGCUGUUGGAUUCAAAGGAUUUGAUUGUUCUGAGAAAGGUUAUGCUAAUCUAUAUAUGAAUAUUACAUAACGAUAAUAAUGCGUGGAGUAUAUAUUGUUCUUUUAUGGUAUAUUUAUGGUAUACUAGUCUUGUCUAUCUACAAACCAAAACUUGUUUUAUUAUUCGCCAUGUGUAUGCAAAAAUACAUUCAAUUUAAUAAUAGAGUAAUUCACAGUAUACAGCCAGUGAACUUCACAAUGUUAUAUCAGUAUUUGCACUGAAAAGCAUGCACAUGCAAAAAUUGGGAGGUAUAGAAUAAAUCUUGCGUGUGUAUAUAUAUAUGUAUGAAUUUGCUAUAUGAAUGUCAAUAUGUUGAAAAGUAAUAUCAACAUUUUACAAUAAACCUCCAAAUAGAGUAAUUUAAAAUCACACAAUGCUCAAAGCAAUUUAGUAAUAAUUAUUCCACUCGUCGAUGCAUGGACACUAAUUACUGGUGAGGUCCGCGUAAUUUUUCGAAGUAUUUGACCUAUUAUUUUUUUAAUUUCUAAACGUUCGAUCAUAUGUUUUUGUCGUCGUUUAUAAUGCAAUCAUAGCAAUCAUGCAAUCAAUCGAAAAUUAAUAUUUCAUAUAGUUCUACCAUGUGAAGUUUCUCCCUGCCAAAAUGGAGGUGUUUGUUCUAACGAAGAAGACGGAAGUUUCAAAUGUACCUGUACAACUGGUUUCACAGGUUUGGUGUGUACUAAGAAAGGUAAUUGUGUACGUUAAAUUUACAAAUAACAAUUAUUUGAACCAUACUAAAAUGUAGGACGAAUCAAAUCUUUCUCUUUGCAUGCGAGAUUUGUUCACGCGUAUAUUAAUUUCCUAUUGAAUUAAAUUAUUGGAAGCAUAAUAUAAUUAUCACGAAUUCAGGUAAGAGACAAUGUUAUUUGCUGAAACUGAAUGCUGAGCCAGUAGCUGCAUGCAUUUUGUCAAAAGUCCCUUAAUUCAGACCAAUCCGAAAGCAGAAAAUGCUAUAGACACUCCUGACCACAAUUUCUAUACUACGAAGAACUAUAGCCUGCGAUUUUUGACCAAUCUGGUGCAUGUGAGAAUUAAAUUUGGCAUGUCUAGUAAAAUCUAGCUAUUCCACUUCGCCAGCACUCCCGCAUGCAACCCCUAACAGGAUGGUUACAUGUGAGGCGGCUAGCCCAGAUAUAUGGACCAUCUGGACUGAUUUGUGGCACGAAAACUAGACUACGAUUUCAUUUGAAGAUUUCAUAUGGUAGAUUUUCGACUUUAUUUGAAAGUUCUCAACAGAAAUCAUCGCGGACCAGUCUGCCAUUGACACCUUUAUCCUUUUUAAAGCAAACCACGUGAAGCUCACAUAAUUAUACUGAUGUGUAUGCCACUUACAGUAAUUAAUGCACCCAAUAUGUCUAGUUAUCUAAUAUAGCCAUUAAAUUUCAUUUCACAUGUAUAGAGACACUUUUCGCUUCUACUGUACUGGAAGGUAACAGCGAGUGGAUUGACCAGCUUCAGGAAUGGCUGCCUUCACAGCUACAGGAGAAGAAAAUGAAACUUUGCUACAGAGCUUCAGAUAAUGGAUGGGCAUCCAGCACUUUCCACAACUUCUGCGAUAACAAAGGACCCACCGUUGUUUUGGUGAAAGUUGGAAAGUAUGCUUUCGGUGGAUAUGCUGCUGCAGCAUGGGGAGGUAAGUCCUAGUCUUCCAAAACCUUAAUACCUUAAAGGGUACGAGCAACAAAAAAUUUUGUUGCUUCAUCUGAAAGAGCAUGAAAAAAUAAGCCGACUGGCCGUUUAAUGCUCUAUUCUAUCUCAUCCGGUUCCGAAGUUAUACGCAAAAUGAGCAAAAUAUAAAUUGCUGAUUCAGCACAACGUGUGACGUCAUUAGUUGGGUAAGUAUGUUUAUUGAAUAGUAAACUGAAGCAUAGCUCAGUUAUUAUCAAAUGAAAUUUUGCAUACAGAUAGUACAUGAGACGUAUGGGAAAAUACAUCUAAUUUUGUUGUCAAGGCAACACAAUCGUUGCCAGGCGCCUUACACUGAUUUUGAAUAACUAGUUGAAUUUAUCUAUGUGUAUGUCAUUUUCGAAUUAUUAUCAUGCAAGUAAACGUUUGGUAUGCAUAGGUAUGGUACACAUACUUCUGAUAUUAUUUUAUUCUUAUAAGUACCAUGAAUCUUUUAAAGCUGUUUUAUAAAAUUGGCGCAAGGGGCCUGGGAACGACAUUGUUACCUUGGCAACAAAAUUAGAAAUGUUUUUCAAUGCGUAUCAUCGUGUACAAUCGGUAUGCAAAAUUUUAUAUGAUUUGGCCCAUAAUAACUGAGCUAUGCUUCAGUUUAUUAUUCAUUAAACAUACUUGCCCAACUAAUGACGUCGCACGUUGUGCUGAAUCAGCAACUUAUAUUUUGCACAUUUUUGCGUAUAACUAGCUUCGGAACUAGAUAAGAUAGAAUAGAACAUUAAACGGCCAAUCGGCUUAUUUUUUCAUGCUCUUUCAGAUGAAGCAAUUAAUUUUUUUGUUGCUCAUACCCUUAAUUUACCACCCUUUUCGAGUUUCUAACUCGUAUGUUUGUGUAUUUGGACGUUACCUACAACAAGCUAUUAACGUUGAAAUAUGUUAAGCAUGCACGGAAAACGUUUCAUUAACAACCUCAUUUUAUUCCCUUUUUUUGUUGUUAUUCACCUAUUAAUUGAAUAUCGACAGUGGGGCAGGUAGUACAAGUACUCAAGUAGCGAAACUAAUUGAUUCGUAUCUGAUAAGCUAUUCAAAAGCACUCGUGCACGUGGUUGUGAUGGGUCAAGAGUUGUGAACUGAACUAAUAGCAUUUCCAUUAUUCAUUUGUAUGGGGCUUGCAAGUCUGUUUAGGUGACAUAUGUGAUUAAUCUUUCAAAUUUCAUUAAAUGCAUGCUAAGCUGAUAAUUGAUAAAAUGUUUGUCGUUUUGGAAUAUACAAUAUUGAUAAGUGCUCGUUAUACUCUCGGGACUAAACGGACUCGAUCAUUUAGGUCGUGAUUAGUACUCGUAAUCUGCGCUGAAGCUCGGCGCACACUGGUGCGCGCAACUUGCACGCACGCUUGUCAUUCAUGACUAUUAAAUUACAUACAACAAAAAUCCUAAGUUUGCCGAAAAAUAUUCAGGAUUUUUGUCACUCGAGUCGUGAACAACAAAUAUCACACAUGUGUGAUAUUUCUGUCAUUCGUGACAAAAAUUUCUGGUGCGCGGCAAACGGCUCAUUUUUACUCUUAGGAGCAAAGAAGUGCGCAUGCGUGAUGUCACGUAUUGGGGGAAUAUCACACAAAUAGUAUAUCUGACUGUGGCAAACUAUAUUUGAUUGAUCAAUUUUUAUCCUGCUUUUUGUUUUAGGUUCAGCUCGUUACAUAAAAGCCGAUACAUCCUUCGUUUUCUCCUUCUCCAAUAGAGACGACCUUGCACCUUUUAAAUCUCCAGUCUACCAAAACUACGCGAACGCAAUGUAUACCAAUAACGGUUAUGGUCCUACAUUUGGAGGUGGUCAUGACAUUCACAUUGCUAACAACGCUAAUGGUGGAACAUCGUCCUACACCAACUUUGGACACACCUACAAACCACCCUCCAAUUAUAAGUAUACCACAAAUGAAGCAAAACAGUUGUUGGCAGGAUCCUACAACUUCACUCCGAGUGAUGUUGAAGUUUAUUAUUUCGCCAACAGCAAAUAGGUUUGUAGCCUGCAGAUGGUCGGGGCUAUCGAAAUAGUGUGUGUUUGAUAUCGUUUACAUAAAGUCUGUGAAUUAGAAUUUGGUUAUGUAAGACAUGUAUGUAUAAGGUUAUGUAAGACAUACAAGGUUAUGUAUGAUGUGUAAGGUUAUGUAAGACGUGUGACGUGUAAGAUUAUGUAAGACAUGUAAGGUAGUGUAUGAUAUGUAAGCCUGUAAGGUUAUGUAUGAGAUGUAAGGUUACAAUAAAAUGUUUUUGCGUCAAACAUUUAAAAAAAACCUGAAAUAAAAAGAAUGUCUUUUUUUUGUAUUG